This is a messenger RNA of Dovyalis caffra, 297 nucleotides long. The record is from the annotation of a GenBank genome assembly. NCBI's taxonomy places the organism in Eukaryota, Viridiplantae, Streptophyta, Magnoliopsida, Malpighiales, Salicaceae.
AUGCCUCGCUCCCCUAUUUUCAUACCCAACGUUUCCGCCUCUACUUUGGGUCUCGCUAUGGAUGGUGAUGAUGGAUACAUUACAUACGGGCCGAUUGUAGCUAUAGAGGAGAGGGUUCUGUAUGUGAUGGGAUCCCGAGAAGAUGGAGGCAAAUGGGCUUUUGAUGACUACAUAAUGGCCUUACAAAGAAAAUACAAACCUAAAAGUCGAACAGAGACGAAGAAUACAACGUGGAAUCAUAAAGUGGAGAGUGAUGGUAAGACAAUAAGGAAGACUCGCCUAACAACAGAACUGUGA